AUGGUUGGAGCGAUUGAAGACGGGGUCAGUGCUUCUCGUGUUUGUUCUUCUGUGGCCAAAUCGCUGCCUAAAGCACCUUUACACCCGAGGAAAUGGCCUGCGAAGCCGUGGGAGCGUGCAAACAUUGAUUUCUUCGAGAAGGACGAGCUGAAUUUUCUUGCUGUUGUUGACGUUACUCCACAUGGGAAUAGCUGUUAUGAAGUAAGCGUUAUGCCACCACAGAUUUCUCUGAAGGGUGGAGGACCUUGCUGGUUCACUUUUAAACCUGACCUACCCUCAGACAUUACUUCUGGAACUGCUAAGUUUGCUAAUCUAGGCUUUGUUGAUUUGGAUGGAGUUAAACACAAGAAAAACUGUCUUGCUGGAGUAGGAAUUCCUCCUGCUGAGCAGGAAGGUCUGAUCACUGUAGAAGUGCGUGGAAAAAGUGACAAGACUGGCAAAUCAAGUGAUCUUGGCCAGACAAAAUUUUACUAUUUUGAUGAAUGCAAAAAGGCUCUCAAGCAAUUAGUCCAAUUUAAAGAGCUGUAUGACUCCUAUUUCGAAGCAUGGAAUGCUGCUUGUAAAGGGCACCCCACUGAUGGCAGCGAAAAAGAGACGAAGUCCUCUGGUUCAGGUAAAGGGCACCCCACUGAUGGCAGCGAAAAAGAGACGAAGUCCUCUGGUUCAGGUAAAGGGCACCCCACUGAUGGCAGCGAAAAAGAGACGAAGUCCUCUGGUUCAGGGAGCAUGAAUUCAGGGAAUCCUUUACAUUCACUUCAAGGCUUGCUGUUGUUGAUGUAUACAGCAGCAGAAACUGAUGCUAGGCAGUUCAUUGAGUUAGUCCUCAACUCGUCGGCUGGCAAAGUGGUCUUCAACGCCUACAGGUCUACCUCUCCAUUACCAGAGGAUGUUGCGAGAGCAUUUGGCCACGAAGAUACUGCGCAGUACCUUGAGUCCAUAAGUAAAAGAUUGUCUCAAGAUUUCAGCGCCAAUGAAGAACACUUAGAAGCAAGUCAUGUUUUAGAGCUUGCUGAUGCAGUCAAAAAUCAAUCAACGUUUUACAAUAACCUGGGUCUUGUACACAGUCAGCUGGGUGACCUUAAUCAGGCAAAAUAUUAUCACAAUCGUGCACUGGCUAUUGGGCUGAAAGAGCUCGGACCUGACCAUGUUGAUGUCGCAACGUCUUACAGUUAUCUGGGUCUUGUACACCGUGAGCUGGGAGACCUUAAUCAGGCAAAAGAUUAUCACAAUCGUGCACUGGCUAUUAUGCUGGAAACGUUCGGACCUGGCCAUGUUAAAAUUGCAGCGUGUUACAAUGAUCUGGGUCUUGUACAUCGUCAUCUGGGAGACCUUGAGCAAGCAAAAGCUUACCACGAUCGUGCACUGCCUAUUAUGCUGAAAGAGCUCGGACCUGACCAUGUUGAUGUCGCAGCGUGUUUUAAUGAUCUGGGUCUUGUACUCCGUCAGCUGGGAAACCUUAAUCUGGCAAAAGAUUAUCACAAUCGUGCACUGGAUAUUAUGCUGAAAGAGCUCGGACCUAAACAUGUUAAUGUUGCAGCGUGUUACAAUGAUCUGGGUCUUGUACAUACUCACCUGGGAGACCUUAAGCAGGCAAAAGAUUACCACGAUCGUGCACUGGCUAUUAUGCUGAAAGAGCUCGGACCUGACCAUGUUAAUGUUGCAGCGUCUUACCAGGCUUUGGGUCUUGUACACCGUGAGCUGGGAGACCUUGAUCAGGCAAAAUAUUAUCACGCUCGUGCACUGGAUACUAUGCGCAAAGGGCGCGAACUUGACCAUGUUAAUGUUGCAGCGUGUUACAGUGAUCUGGGUCUCGUAUAGCGUGAGCUGGGAGACGUUAAACAGGCGAAAUCUUAUAACGAUCGUGUACUGGCUAUUAAGCUGAAAAAUCUCGGACCUGACCAUUUUCAUGUUGCAGCGUCUUACAAUGAUCACGAAAGUGAAAAAUAGAAUCAAAACCUAUCACUUACUGUCAGAACGUUACAUAACUUGUAAAUAUCAACUGUUACUGUUUGAAAAUUAGAUGAAUUUUUUAUGUCAAAUGUAAGUUUUAUUCUAGACGGAUGGUUUCUCUCGAGUCAUUUAAGUUCAGUUACUAGUUUUUGUGUCUUAUAAGACUUGAUAUCGAAGUUAUGCUUUUAACUUUUACCAUUAUCCAUAGUCUAAAUUAUUUAUAACAGGAACAAUCCUAGCUAAUUUAGGGUGCUGUAGGUUGUGUAAUUUUUGAUUAAAGACGAUGAACUCUGCCCAACCUUCAAUUAAGUCAGGUGAUUAUUAAAGGAGUUUAAAGAUGG
Molecule: messenger RNA, 2291 nt
Organism: Pocillopora verrucosa
Lineage: Eukaryota; Metazoa; Cnidaria; Anthozoa; Scleractinia; Pocilloporidae
Source: RefSeq, a predicted model, not a curated record